CUACUCGUCAUGGCGCCGCGCGGUCUGUCGCACGAAGAGAAGCGCACACGGUUGCUUGAGAUAUUCCACGAGACGAAGGAGUUUUAUCAAUUGAAGGAACUGGAGAAGAUUGCGCCGAAGAGUAAAGGAAUUGUGCAGCAGACGGUGAAAGAGGUGCUGCAGUCGUUGGUAGACGACGGGCUGGUACAGAGCGACAAGAUUGGAGCGUGUAAUAUAUUCUGGGCGUUUCCGAGUCAACGGGGAGCGAUUCUGCAGAAUCGCGUGAAGCAACAGACGGAGACGAAGGCGGCGUAUCUGGCUCAACAGGAGGAGAUAAAAUUGGAGACGGAGUCGGGGAAAGCGAGCCGAGUUGACACGAAUGAGCGCAGAGAACGGCUUGAGACGUUGGGGCGACUGAAGAAGCAGCAUGUCGCGCUGCUGGAUGAAAUAAGUGCAUAUGGGGCCUGUGAUCCAGUGAAGCUUGAGGAGAAGCGGAGAGCAGGGUUUCUGGCGAGAGAGGCGGCUAUUCGGUGGACGGAUAAUUAUGGGAUGCUGUUUGGGCACUGCACGCGAGGCGGAAUGGAUGGAGAGGCAAUUCGAAGCAUGUUAGGCAUCGACGACGACCGAAGCGGGCCAUCACUUUUGGCUUGUUGUUGUCCUCCCAUUCACUUUUCGUCUACGCAUGUCGCUGAGCCCGUCUGCGUCCGUCUCGAACGGGAGGCCCAUAUUCCAAAGCGUGGCGCAAGGAUGACUGACGGGCCUAUCCAAGGGCUUGCACGCAAUGCCGGAAGGGCAAGAAUCGUUGUGAAGGAGAAGCGUUGCCAACUAAGCGGGGCGAUAUGUGUUUUCGAAAAGCCAGAAAAGAAGCCCAGCAUUCCUCCUGCUGCCCAAGGCCAGGGUGUCGAACGUCUUUCACGACUGGAGGGUCAAUAUCUAGUUCUCCAGUCCCAGAUGAUUGGCAUGCAGUCGUCGCUGGACCGUAUUCUCUCUGCUGUCCAGCCCCAACAGCAUCAGCUACCCCCGCCCCCACCUCCUCGCAAUGUAGAGCACAAGUCAUUUCCGCCGUUGCCUGGAUUCGCUCCUCCACCACACAAAUACGCGACUUAUGGCAUAGUCCCCAGCACUGCCCCUUCCUCUGACGAUGAAUCAGAAGACACACUUCCUCGAGCAACCCUCAAUGCCCCCAUUGAAGCCCUCCAAGGCCUUGCCAAUGCCGCUGCUGAGGCUGCUGCCGCCCCAUCGGCCGCUCCCCCGAGGUUUAUCCUCCCACCCACUUGCAUCUCGUGGCUAACUAUUACACCAGAGUCAAGAAAAGAAAGCGUGCGGAGCCUAUACCCCGCAACGCCUUCCCACACGUCGUCGAGAAGGCGCGUCUAUUUACUCCACUCAUCUGUCUCGCCUAAAUUUCUCGUUCAGGGCCUCGUCAGCGAUUCUGAGGCAAGGGAGCUAUACAACAUAUUCUUUUCGGGAUGCCAUUUGUUCAUCCCGCUCUUCGACCCUGUCUAUGACACUUAUGAAAGUCUGAUGGAGCGCACCCCAUGGACUUUCGAUGCUAUUCUUGCAGUCGCCGGCAAGAUUAGGAGCGGCAAUGGCCCUCUCAGUCCAACCUUCUACAAAUGUCUGGAAGAAGCACAGGGAAUCGCACGUUCUUCCCUUUUCGGUCCUGUGGUUCGCAAAGAGGCUGUCCAAGGCAUGCUGUUGUUGGCCGCUUGGAGCACUAAUGGCUGGCUUCCCAGUGGCCAUGCCAUGAGAAUGGCCCUCGAUCUUGGUCUGCAUCGCGCCCUGGAGAAGCUAGCAGACGACAGCGGCAAGAAGAGGUCAGAGGAGGAGGAAAGGGAUCUUGUGAUCUCUGCGCGGAUCUGGCUCUGUUUGUAUUGGUUUGACCAUCAGAUGAGUCUCGGCACUGGUCGGCCCAUUGUCCUCCGAGAUGAAAAUUCUAUUCGCCAUUGCCGCGUUCUCCUCAACCACCCCAUGGCCUCUCCAACGGACGUCAGACUGGUCUCCCAGGUCGAGCUCAUUGCUCAAAAGACUCAGAUUUACGAGACGCUCGCGCCGUUGAACGGACAAGUCAAUCAUAACACCCUGGCAUUCAUUCGGCGCGCGAACGUCGCACUCGACAAGUGGUGGAACGAUUGCGAUCAAUUGCACGACCAAACGAUGGACGAAAAUUCGCUUCUGCGUAAGAUCCUGGCAGGGGAGCUGCACUAUGCGAAGCUGUGGCUUGUCUGUGUCGCCUUGCGCGGUGUUGCAUGGGACAAGAUGCCUUUCGAACAGCGAGAACUCGCUUUUCAAGCAAAAGAUGCAGCUUUCAACUGUCUUUCCAUCUUCUUAACUUCAUCUGAAUAUCGUGCUGCCCUACGGUAUGCUGUCCACGAUAGUCUCGUUACAGCUGCCUUUUCAGGCCUGUUCCUCCUUAAAAUGGCGCACCUGUUUCCUGCUGAACUCGAUCUUGGCGCGAUAACUGCCCAAGUUGAGCAGCUUGCGCAAUUGCUGAGCGAUGUUGCUGCUGAACGAUACGCGCUCACGCUUCGCAUUAUGCUUGCCAACCUCCGCCGCAAAGUGGGGAUGAACAGUGGGAUCAGCACGCCAAACCCGACGAUGCCGCCUCCGCCUUUGCUUGCCGACGGUCGUCUGAUUGUCUCGCCAACCUAUGUCGACCCAGCGCUGCCUGCCCCGUUCACGCUCGAGGAACUCGGCUUCCAGUGGCCCAGUGACCGUGGGAUAUUCAGCCCGUCAGCAAUCCCGCUGUGGCUCCAAGAACAAAGUUUGUCUGAUCUCGGGCUGCCUGUGAAUGGCUCGGAUGGUAUUUUCCUCCAAAUGACCUCUUCGAAUGGUUGGGGAGAUUUUUCGUCCAUGCCAGAGGCGUGGUAA
This is a messenger RNA of Mycena indigotica, 2850 nucleotides long. Its product is annotated as Zn(2)-C6 fungal-type domain-containing protein. The transcript is spliced from 20 exons. The record is from RefSeq and is a predicted model, not a curated record. NCBI's taxonomy places the organism in Eukaryota, Fungi, Basidiomycota, Agaricomycetes, Agaricales, Mycenaceae. Bases 10 to 2850 code for a protein of 946 amino acids. Gene Ontology annotation, cellular component: nucleus. Gene Ontology annotation, biological process: DNA-templated transcription; regulation of DNA-templated transcription. Gene Ontology annotation, molecular function: DNA-binding transcription factor activity, RNA polymerase II-specific; zinc ion binding; transcription cis-regulatory region binding.